AUGGUCGGAGAGGAAAUGCCUGGUGAACACCACAAGAGCGAGAAUCUAGCGGAUAGCGCUUGGUCAAAGAACGUGACCGCCAUAUACAACAUGUUGAAAUGCUUCAAUAUGGAGACGGCUCACCAAAUCCUCCUCGAUAAGGCGGACGACGAUUUUUAUUGCAAUGGACCGUUGCGUCCCUUCAGCGAGAAGGAUUUUGAGUGCCUUCGUGAUGCAGCAGCCGUCGCGCAGGUCUUGUUGAAGGAUCACCGCACUAUUGAGUCGGUUAUAUCUCAGAUAGAACUGACUGAAUUCGAUGAUUAA
Molecule: messenger RNA, 303 nt
Organism: Penicillium alfredii
Lineage: Eukaryota; Fungi; Ascomycota; Eurotiomycetes; Eurotiales; Aspergillaceae
Exons: 1
Coding region: 1-303 (100 amino acids)
Source: RefSeq, a predicted model, not a curated record